Molecule: messenger RNA, 8484 nt
Organism: Haemorhous mexicanus (house finch)
Lineage: Eukaryota; Metazoa; Chordata; Aves; Passeriformes; Fringillidae
Gene: RUNX1
Product: RUNX family transcription factor 1
Exons: 6
Coding region: 1630-3009 (459 amino acids)
Biological process (GO): regulation of cell differentiation; regulation of transcription by RNA polymerase II; hemopoiesis
Cellular component (GO): nucleus
Molecular function (GO): RNA polymerase II cis-regulatory region sequence-specific DNA binding; DNA-binding transcription factor activity, RNA polymerase II-specific; ATP binding
Source: RefSeq, a predicted model, not a curated record
CCGACUCGCUCCCGGCCACCUCCAGCCAGCCCGGCGGCCGCCGGCCGGGCGCGCUCGCCCCGCGGCCCCGCGCAUCCCAUCCCAUCCCAUCCCAUCCCGGCAGGAAUUCUCCGUGCCCACGGGAAGCUGCCGGCCGUGGAGCGGAGGCUGGAGCUGCUCUCUAAAGCCGGCCGGCAACUCCGGGGUUUGAUCGCGCCCGCCGCUUUCCGCCUCUGCCGCCGUUGUGGGGUCACCCCCUCCCGCCGCCGCCUCGUUUCGCGGAAGGAAAGAUUUCACCCGUUCAAAAGUAGAGAUUUCGCUGAGUGGGGAGGGGUGGUUUUUUUUCUCUUUUUUUCCGCUUUUUUAAUUUUUAUUUUUCUGCUGUCGCCGGUGGUUUUGGGUUUCUGUGUGCGCGGCGGGCUCCAUCCCGCAGGACGAGGGGGAGAAAAGCCGUGUUUGCCAAAGCAGCUUUCCACCUGCUGCGGUUCAAAUAUUGUUAAGCAGCCGGUUCCUGUGGCCGAAUUAGAGGAAGACUGCCUGAGAUACUGAGAAAAAAAAAAAAAGAGAAUUGGCAACGAGCGCCGAAGUUGUUGCAGACUGUUGGUUUGACUGCUGAGGAGGACGUGAGUGGGAGAGAGAGAGCGCUGUUGCACACACAAAACCACAGAGAGAACCCACAAUUUAACCAACAUCCCCAACCCCGAGUUUGCAGCUGUUGGACCUCUCAGCUCCGGCGCUUGCGAUCGGCUGUGACUUUUCUUUAAAUUAAUGAAAGGCGUUAUACCAAAGAUUGAGGCUUGAAGCUUGAAUGCCAUGCACUGAGCUUUUCUUUUCUUUUUUUUUCUUUUUUUUUUUUUUUCCUUUUUGCGCAAGAAUGAUUGAAAGGUCAUGACACGAGCGCUCUUAGAGCAACGACAAGCAAACUACUGAAGCUCAUUUUCAAGGCUGCUUUAAAAAAAAAAAAAAGAAAAGAAAAGGAAAAAGAAAGCUGGCGGAGAACAUUAAUGGAUUCCUGUUGUGUUUAAAUUCUCUACAGAUUCUAUUGUAAAUAUUUGAUGAAGUCCGGUAGAUGUGCGUGUGCGUGAGUGUGUGGCCGUGAAUUUCUAUCCAGUUGUAGCCAGCUGACCUUUGCUCAGCAAGCCGAGCUCUCGAUCCGCCUCCUCCGAGGAACAGCCCCGAAUUUCCCUCCAAGAGCGAUUUUUGCCUCCAGAAGACGCCGGCGCCUUUUGGUUUCUCUUGGGACCGGAGAGAAAUCACCUGGAAGGACCUGGGCAGCGCAGGCUCUGCGCGUGUUUCCGACCGCCUCAGUGCUUGCUCGCCUCCCUGUUUUUACUUUUUCCGGCCACUUUGGGAUGAGCUUUGGCCCCGCUCCCUUUCCGCGUCCCGGCCGCGGUAAAGCCGCACGACCCUCGCGUUUAUCGGAUUAACGGGAUCUGUUCCGCCGGGCCGGGAAGCCGAGAGUUCAGGCUAUCAGCAAAAAAAUAAUUAACUCGGGGGACUGGCGCAGCACCAACUUCUCCUCGGAGCGGGGGCUCAGCCCGCGCCCGUUUAUGUUGGUCCCCAGAGAGCGGCUCGCUGAGGAGUUGCGCUCGCGUGGCCGCUUUGUAGGAACUCAGUGGAGGUGUUGUGUGGCUCUAAAGGCUUGUUGUGAUGCGUAUCCCCGUAGAUACCAGCACCAGCCGCCGCUUCACGCCGCCCUCCACCACGCUGAGCCCGGGGAAGAUGAGCGAGCCGCUGGCGCUGCCCGGCGCCGAGCACAGCGGGGCUUUGCCGGGGAAGCUGCGCAGCGCCGACCGCAGCAUGGUGGAGGUCCUGGCGGAUCACCCCGGGGAGCUGGUGCGCACCGACAGCCCCAACUUCCUCUGCUCCGUGCUGCCCACGCACUGGCGCUGCAACAAGACGCUGCCCAUCGCCUUCAAGGUGGUGGCCCUGGGGGACGUCCCCGACGGGACCCUGGUGACGGUGAUGGCCGGGAAUGAUGAGAAUUACUCGGCGGAGCUGCGCAACGCCACGGCCGCCAUGAAGAACCAGGUGGCGCGCUUCAACGACCUGCGCUUCGUGGGCAGGAGCGGCAGAGGGAAAAGCUUCACUCUGACUAUCACAGUCUUCACAAACCCUCCCCAAGUAGCCACGUACCACAGAGCCAUCAAGAUCACAGUGGAUGGACCUCGGGAACCCCGAAGACAUCGCCAGAAAAUAGAUGAGCAGACAAAGCCCGGCAGCUUGUCCUUUUCUGAGCGCCUGAGCGAGUUGGAGCAGUUGCGUCGCACGGCCAUGAGGGUCAGCCCACACCACCCAGCCCCCACACCCAACCCUCGAGCCUCCUUGAACCACAGCACAGCUUUUAACCCUCAGCCUCAGAGUCAGAUUCAGGACUCCCGGCAGGUGCAGCCCUCGCCGCCCUGGUCCUACGACCAGUCCUACCAGUACCUGGGCUCCAUUGCCACGCCCACCGUGCACCCGGCCACGCCCAUCUCACCUGGCCGGGCCGGCGGCAUGACCUCACUCACGGCCGAGCUCUCCAGCCGCCUCUCGGGGGCGUCCGACCUGACGGCGUUCAGCGACCCCCGGGUGGGCAUCGAGCGCUCCUUCCCGGCGCUGCCGUCCAUCUCGGACCCGCGCAUGCACUACCCGGGAGCCUUCACCUACACGCCCACGCCCGUCAGCUCCGCCAUCGGCAUCGGCAUGUCGGCCAUGCCCACGGCCUCCAGGUACCACACGUACCUCCCGCCGCCCUACCCCGGCUCCUCCCAGGCCCAGGGCAGCCCCUUCCAGACCAGCUCCCCCUCGUACCACCUGUACUACGGCACCUCGGCCGGCUCCUACCAGUUCUCCAUGAUCUCCGGCGGCGAGCGCUCGCCGCCGCGCAUCCACCCGCCUUGCACCAACGCCUCCACGGGCUCCGCGCUGCUCAACCCCAACCUGCCCAACCAGAGCGACGUGGUGGAGGCCGAAGGCAGCCACAGCAACUCGCCCACCAACAUGGCCAGCACGGCCAGGCUGGAGGAGGCCGUGUGGAGGCCGUACUGAGGAUGAGGAGGUCAGGAAGGAGCUCCAGGGUCAGGACUUCACGCACUUCCCAUUGCCCGGCGCCCGGAGGGAUCCCAGAAACUUCCCUGCGGGCCCUGCCGCGUUCAUCCACGAGUUUCAGGAGCAAACCCUUGGGAAGUCAGCGCUCCCAGGGGUGGUGGCUCUCGUUGCCAGGCCCUGGCAAAGGAUUCCCGGCAGGAGAACGAGCUUCUGGGAAGGAGGACGCCCCGGUUGGUGGUGCAGAGGUAGCGAGGGUGGGUAAGAGGGUAUCCAGCCUGAUUCCAGGCCUGUGGCUUCCCAACGUGCCUGGGCUUGAAGGGCUCCACAGCCCUAAAAGAGAGUUUCGGUUCACUUCUAUUUUUAAGACUUAAAACCUUAAAAAAAAAAAACCCAAAAAACAAAAAUAAAUCUUAGUGAGUUUACUGCAUCUUAGGGACAUCUUAAGUGUAAGGAAGUAUAGGAAGAUUCCCAGAGGGAAACUGUGAACGCUUCUGUUUUAGCAAUGCUGUGAAUGAGAGGUUUUAUAUGUUGGACUUCAUUCUUUCUUUUCUUUGUUUUGUUUGUAUAUUCCAAAGAAUAUGGAUUUUUUUUUAUUACUGGGUUUUUUUGUUUUGUUUUGUUUUGGGUUUAGGUUUUUUGGUGUUUUUGGUUUUAUUUCGGUUUUUUUUUUAGGAUGCAGCUCAUCCUGCUUUGCAUCUAAUUUUUUUUUAUUUCUCUUGGCACCUUAUAAAUUGCAAAAAAAAAAAAAGAUUUUGCUCUCUUUUUUGUUUUAAUCAUGCUUGCUUCUUUCUUGCUUUGUCAACUGAAAGAAUCAGCCCCUUUUUCAAUGAGUUAAUUUAACUUUUUAUCUCUUGGAAUUUUUUUUUUUUUUUUAACACAACGGCUACAGCCUUGGGUCAUUUUCAACUACUGUAUUUCUUUGAUGAGUUGAUUGAUAUUUAUGCCUGAUAUUUAGACUUUUCUUAUUUGUUGAUGCUAUUAUUAUUUAAAUAUGCCUAUAUUAAAAAAAAAUAUCAGCAAUUGCCUUUUUUUGGUAGCAGCCAAAGUCAAAUUUCUCACAUUGAAAAAGGCUGGAAUAACGAUGGGCAAAAGUGACCUCUUAAUUCCCUAAAAACAUUGUUUACAAUUAUCUUGCUCUCAUUUUACUCAGCUUAGGUCCUCAAAAGCAUUGAGGUGUCCAGUUCCUGCUGGAAGGCACCAAAAUCCCUGGGAAUUUCUGUACCUUUCCAAGAGGUGGAGUCAUCUCUCCCUCCUCCUGCUUUGUCACCAGUGGUGGCCCUCAGGAUCAGGAAUCAGGACGUAGAUCCUUCCUAAGGCAAAUUCAAUAUUCCCUAAUUAAAUACCUGCCCACUGGAGGGACAGGACACAGGCAAUGGCUCCCACUGCCAGAGGGCAGGGCUGGAUGGGAAUUGGGAAUUAGAAUUGUUCCCUGGCAGGGUGGGAGGCCCUGGAAUAGAAUUCCCGGAGCAGCUGAGGCUGCCCCUGGAUCCUGGCAGUGCCCAAGGCCAGGUUGGAGCAGCCUGGGACAGUGGAAGGGGUCCCUGCCCAUGGCAGUUUUGGUGGAUGAGCUUUAAGAUCCCUCCCAAGCCAAACCAUUCCCUGGUUCUGUGAUUCCCAGGGCAAGGGGGAAGUCCUGGCUCUGAUGGAAUCUGGGUGAGAUUUGCUCCCAGGAUUUCUGUGCAGCACAUAAGCCACGUUCCACUCUGCUGGCAAACACAUCCCUGCCUGGAAGGCUCCAGAAAGGCCAGGGCCAGGACAACCCUUCCAUCUGCAUCUUCUGGGAGAAGAGGGGGGUAUUUAAAGCUGGUGGAGCCAAUGUUGUGCCCUGUAGUAAAUCUACAAGGGUUUUACUAGGAGCAGGUUCAGGAGCCGUCACGGCCGCCCGUCGCCCCAGCACGAACAGGUCAGAUGUCACUGUAACGUUUUUGGCACUAUUUUAUUGAGGGUUUGCUCUGAAUGCAGCUCUUGUACUACUCCUGAACUCCAAACUGCUGAUGUUGACACGUGUGAGUCCCAAAUGAGCUGGUUGUUAUUUAAUGUACCUCUCAAACCAGAGAAACAAUUGCAGGUCAACUCAAGAGAGUAUUUGAAAGCAGGACUUCAGAUCAGUGUUUGAUGUUUAAAAAAAAAGUUUAAAAAGUUAAAAGGAUUCAAAUUAAAAAGAUCCUUGGCUGCAGGCAGCAAAACAGCUGGACUUAUUUAAAACCAUUUGUUUUUCAAGGUUUCUCUUUUUUUAUAUAUAUAUAUGAUUUUGCUUCUUUGUUUGAGUUGGAUGCAGUAGCACUUUGGUAUUGAAAAGAAUCGAAGAAUUUUCACUGUCAAUGAGGUUGUUUUUGUGCAGAAAAUAGGGAGUGUUUCAAGAGAUCUCAGCAAAAGCCCAGAAUGUCUCUGUUAAACCACACAGCCUUGUGCUUUUCAUUUAAUGAAAUAUCCUUUCUAUUUCCAGAGUUUGCUCUGAAAAAAAGACAGAAAACAUCCAAAUUCUAUCAGAAAUAUAUACUGAAAGUCUGGAGAGCCUGCUGAAUACAGAAAUAGAGAGAACCCCCCCAGCUGUAGCGUUUCCAUAGUUGGACUCUCACCUCUUCAGUACCCUAAGAAAAAAGUCCCACAGCACUGAGCAGUAGCUCUGUUGCAGAAUCCAUUUGGCACAUUCUGUGCAAUUCAAACCCUAAUUUAUUGCAGCUCUCAAUUAAAAUGGUAAUUGAUUACAGCUCUCACAUCUGCCUUGUGACUGGACCACCGAAGUUCACAGAGCUGGGAGUGGAAACACAGCAGGGAGGGAGAGGAGAGGAGCUUGGAGGAGCCAGGAAGGGCCAGGUGACCUGGAGAGGGAAUUUUACCAAAAGCAGGGAGUGACAGGAGGAGGAGGAUGGUAUUAAGAUGAAAGAAGGCAGGGUUAGAUGGGAUAUUUGGAAUGAAUUCAUCCCUGUGAAAUUUGUGAGGCCCUGGCACAGGGUGCCCAGAGAGGCUGUGGAUUCCCCAUCCCUGGCAGUGCCCAAGGCCAGGUUGGACACUUGGAGCAGCCUGGGACAGUGGGAGGUGUCCCUGCCAUGGCAGGAGUGACACUGGGUGGGUUUAAGGUCCCUUCCAACCCAAACCAUUCUAUGAUUUGAUGAUUCCAUGAGUUCAGCCCAGUGGCAGAAGUGAGGUUGUUGUGGCCACCAAGGUGAGGUUGUUGUAGCCAUCAAGGUGAGGUUGUUGUGGUCACCAAGGUGAGGUUGUUGUGGCCAUCAAGGCGAGCUCAAUGUGGACACCAAGGUGAGGUUGUUGUGGUCACCAAGGUGAGGUUGUUGUGGUAAAACUUUGCCAGCCAUAUGGGACACCACAACCUCCUUUCUGCCCCCAGAAUUGAAACCCACCCUCCCUGGAAGCUAAAAAACCAGGGAUUCACAGGAACAGGGAGCUGGCAACUCUCAGACCCUAAAUCAAACAUUUCUUAUGUCUGUGCCUCUCCUUUGUCUCCAUUCAUGCUGAAGGUGAGGUUGAAUUUGGCUCUCCUGGUGUGAACAGGAUGAGGAAAUACAGAACUGGUCACCACCACAUUCCCCCGUGUCCUUAUUGACACUUUUCUGGAAUUUCUCAGUGUUUCUCAUGUUUUUAUUGCCAUCAACCAAAUUUUGGAGUCCAGCCUCUCUGGGUAUGUCCAGCACUGCAAAGAAAAGGAAAAGCCAAGUUCAUUACCCCUGGCAAUUAAUCUGUUUACUUAAUCACUGUGGGUUUCAGUGUAUUCACUCAUCAGAAACCAUAUUUUACUCAAAUAUUUGGUUUUGUAGCCAUCACUAAGGAUGGCACAGUUUUUUGAGGCUCUGAAAAUGCUCUCACAUUUUUCCUCUUAUAUUUUAAGAGCAUGUAACAAGCAGAAAAAAAAAAAAAAAAGACAUUUGGAUGAAACAUUUCCCCCAUCCCCAUCUCCAAAUUAGAGUGCAAAAAUAUCUAUUUUUAUAUGGAUAUUAUAUAUAUAUAUAUUUCUAUAGUUUUAACAUCCUGGGAGCUGAAUGGAAUCAGAAAAAUAGAAUUCUUGUGCUUCUGCUCUGGAGCUGCAGUCAGCAGAGUGCUUUAGGUACCUCACCCUCCCAAAACUCAGCUCCUGGCUGUCCUUACUCUCAGCUUGGGUGCUCCUUUCACAAGCCACAGCUCCUUGUCCGUGUCAAAUAUCUUCAACAUAAAUUUUGCUGGCUCUGAGGACAAAUAUUUCCCUCUCCAACAACAUUUAAAUCUAUUUAAGAGUUCCUGCUUGCUCCCAGGGCAUUGGAGAGGAGCUUUAAUGCAGAGAGAAGAAGGUGCAGAGAGCAUCCCUGCUGAGAAGGGUUUGAUUUGUACAAAUUCUCCACCAGGAAUGGAGAGAAAUCCUCUCCUCCAAACAGCCUAUGCCAAAACAUCCCAAAUUUCCUGCUCUCUUCAAACAUUCCCUGCUGCUUCCUGAGUGCCCUUUUCCGUGGCUGUGGUUGAAAUUCAGGGAGGAGUGGACCUGUUUUCUGUCCUCAGAGCAAAACUCUGCCUUGUUUUCCUGCCUUGUUCCAUUUCCCGCUGGGUUUUUGUUCACCUUGCUGGGUCAGUCCCAACCACUGGGCCUUUUUCUCCUUGUCCUUCCAGGUUGCAUCCCCAGAGUUACUUGUAUUUAUGUCUGUAAAUAGAUUUCCAAAGCUUCCUAGCCAAAAUAUUUAGUGCUUGUAAUUACUCUGCAUUUUUCUCUUUUUUUUUUUUUUUCUGUGUUUUUAAUGAACUUACCUUUGUGUUUGCUGAAAUACUGUAGUGAGACUUAUUUCUUUUCCAAAUUAGUUAUUUUUAGGCUUCAAGAGGAACUACAUUUUAUUCACUUUUGUAAACAGUAAUAGCAUGGUCUCUAUCCAACAUCCUUCACUUUUUUGUGGUAGGGGAGAAACAAACGUGCAAAAAAAAAAAAAAAAUCUGUGGGUUAUUUGUGGUAUUUUGGGUUGGACAAUCCCAGCUCUUUUUAAAACCAAAAUUUCAGUGUGAGGUGGUGAGGCUGACGGGGGACACAGCCCCAUCAGAGUGGCACCAAAGGGAAUUUGUUCAGCAUUUUCUGGCUAUGUUUACAAAACAUUUUCCCUUUCACGCUGAACUCUUCCUGAAGGGGAAACCAUCAGCUUGGGGAUUUUUUGGGGGGUUGAUUACCAGGGAUUUUUCUUCCUGGGGAGGGAGGGCAGGGGGUGGCUGCUGAUUUUUGGAACCAGAUAGGAAAAGAGAAUAGAGUAGGUUUUAUUUUUCCCCCACUCCAGGAAUCUCUAGCUAGCCCCCCGGGGUAAAUUCUUGCUGUCCACAGGGAUGGCUGUGUCCAGCACCACAGGAGAAUUCAUUACAACUACCCAGAGCAGCUGGACUGCUGCAGUAGUUCUAAUGAGCACUUUUCCUCCUUUUCUUUCUUUUCUUUCUUUUCUUUCUUUGUACCACAGUUUCCUCUGUAAAUUCAAUAUCAUAAUUAGUGUGAAUGACAAAUAAAAUGUUUGACAAGUA